AUGACAGAACAAAAAAUCACCCCCUUCGAAGUCUCCGGCGGCGUCGACGAGUCUGGCCACAUAAAGCCCGUCGACUACGACAAAUUGAUCCGCGACUUCGGCGCCACGCCUAUCUCGCCCGAACUGCUCGAGAGAUUCGAAAAGGCCACUGGCAGGAAACCCCACAGAUUUAUGCGCCGUGGGAUAGUGAUAUCGCACCGCGAACUGGAAAAGAUCCUGAGCAGAUACGAAAAGGGCGAAAGAUUCUACCUCUACACGGGAAGAGGGCCAAGUAGCGACAGCAUGCAUGUCGGACACAGCGUCCCUUUCGAAUUCACUCGCUGGCUGCAGGAAGUCUUCGACUGCCCUCUCGUGAUCCAAUUGACAGACGACGAAAAGUUCAUGCACUCCAAAACCAUCAGCAUGGAUGAUGCAACUCGGUACGCAAGAGAAAAUGCAAAGGACAUCAUUGCAUUGGGCUUCGACCCAAAAAAGACAUUUAUCUUCUCAGACUUUGAGUACAUGGGCGGUGCAUUCUACCGCAACGUAUCCUUCGCAGCAAAACACAUCACGCUCAACCAGAUAAAAGGAGCAUUUGGAUUCAAUGACAGCAACAACAUUGGUGAAUUCCAUUUCCCCGCAACCCAGUCUGCACCCUCAUUUGCAACAAGUUUCCCGCAUAUUUUUGGCACAGAUGCCAAGGCUGUCCCGAGGAUCCUCUGCCUAAUCCCUUGCGCAAUCGACCAAGAUCCCUAUUUCCGUGUCUGUCGUGAUAUAGCAGAGAAGAUGAAAUACGAGAAACCAUGUCUCAUCCACUCCCGCUUUCUUCCCGCUUUACAGGGCGAAGGCACAAAGAUGUCCGCCAGCGUUGAUUCCUCGGCGAUAUUCCUAACCGACACGGCCAACGCGAUCAAGAAGAAGAUCAACCGUUUCGCGUUCUCCGGUGGGCAGGAUACUGCAGAGAAGCAGCGUGAGCUGGGCGGGAGAACGGAGGUCGACGUGCCGUACAAAUACCUCACCUUCUUCCUGGAGGACGACGAUGAAUUAGCGAAAAUCAAGGAGCAAUAUGAGAAGGGAGAAAUGAUGACCGGGGAGAUCAAGGCGAUCUGCAUCAAGGAGUUGCAGCGAUACGUGGGUGAUUUUCAGGAGAGGAGAAAAAAGGUGAGCGAGGAGGUGGUACAUGACUUUUUCAGCAGGAAAGGGCUGCUGUUUAGAGGGGCGCCAGCGGAUCAGAAGACGGUUGCAGCAGGUGCAGGAACGGAUAAAGGCGCAGCGAAGGAGAACGGCCCAAAGAAAGAAAUCCCUUUGCGGUGA
Cladophialophora psammophila CBS 110553 is the source of this 1293-nucleotide messenger RNA. RefSeq names its product tryptophanyl-tRNA synthetase. Gene Ontology annotation, molecular function: ATP binding; tryptophan-tRNA ligase activity. Gene Ontology annotation, cellular component: cytoplasm. Bases 1 to 1293 code for a protein of 430 amino acids. Lineage: Eukaryota; Fungi; Ascomycota; Eurotiomycetes; Chaetothyriales; Herpotrichiellaceae. The transcript has a single exon. The record is from RefSeq and is a predicted model, not a curated record. Gene Ontology annotation, biological process: tryptophanyl-tRNA aminoacylation.